Molecule: messenger RNA, 669 nt
Organism: Rhipicephalus microplus (southern cattle tick)
Lineage: Eukaryota; Metazoa; Arthropoda; Arachnida; Ixodida; Ixodidae
Product: sialidase-like
Source: RefSeq, a predicted model, not a curated record
AUGGUGACGCUCUGGGAUGCCCGCUUUGAAGUGACGUGGUUGUUGAAAGAUUCACUUUCGCCAGAAACAGCAGGUGCCGAAUCCGCACCAUCGUCAGUCGACGCGUCAUCGCUCCAAGAAUCUUCACUGGACGAGUCAUCGCUCGAUGAAUCGUCGGUUGAGGAAUCGUCACACGGGACCCAUAUCUUCAAACUCUCCGCGAGCAAGACGGUAUUCAAAUCGUUCGUGUCACCUCGCCACUCGCCGGGGAAGUCGUCCAGUCUGCGACGCUUGCACGGCGGUCCGGCGUCGUCAUCUGAAACAGACGGUAAAACCCUACAGACGGUAUCAGAUCCAGUAGACGCCUCUGCAUUACCUACCUCGACUCCAGCGCCAGAAACAGCAGGUGCCGAAUCCGCACCAUCGUCAGUCGACGCGUCAUCGCUCCAUGAAUCUUCACUGGACGAGUCAUCGCUCGAUGAGUUGUCUCUUGAGGAAUCGUCACACGGGACCCAUAUCUUCAAACUCUCCGCGACGCCAGAAACAGCAGGUGCCGAAUCCGCACCAUCGUCAGUCGACGCGUCAUCGCUCCAAGAAUCUUCACUGGACGAGUCAUCGCUCGAUGAAUCGUCGGUUGAGGAAUUGUCACACGGGACCCAUAUCUUCAAACUCUCCGCGAGCAAGACGUAG